Messenger RNA from Notodromas monacha, 353 nucleotides. The record is from the annotation of a GenBank genome assembly. NCBI's taxonomy places the organism in Eukaryota, Metazoa, Arthropoda, Ostracoda, Podocopida, Cyprididae.
AGACUAACGAAGUGAGUUUGAAUUUCUGAGUGAUAUAAGCUUACCAUGGCAAAGUCAAAGAACCACACGAAUCACAACCAGAAUAAGAAGGCCCACAGGAAUGGAAUCAAGCGGCCGAAGCAGCUGAAACAUCCCUCCUUGAAGGGCGUGGACCCCAAGUUCCUGAGGAACAUGAAGUUCGCCAAGAAACACAACGUGAACCACAAUCAGCAGAAGAGGCGAGCAGCGAAAAACGUGGCGAAAUACGAAAGUCUCCCGAAGCCCGUCAAGCUGUAGAUGACUUCUUCGUGCUCUUUACUCUGACUUGAUCGAGUUUCCGCGUUGUGCUGAAUAAAUCCUCGGGUUGGAGUCGA